Messenger RNA from Aspergillus terreus NIH2624, 1395 nucleotides. Its product is annotated as putative Snf1 kinase complex beta-subunit Gal83. Gene Ontology annotation, cellular component: nucleus; nucleotide-activated protein kinase complex; cytoplasm. NCBI's taxonomy places the organism in Eukaryota, Fungi, Ascomycota, Eurotiomycetes, Eurotiales, Aspergillaceae. The coding region runs from base 1 to 1395 and encodes 464 amino acids. The transcript is spliced from 3 exons. The record is from RefSeq and is a predicted model, not a curated record. Gene Ontology annotation, biological process: signal transduction. Gene Ontology annotation, molecular function: protein kinase binding.
AUGGGCAACAAUCCUUCCAAGGGCCCUGCCGGAGACAUUCCCUCGGGUCACUCAGCCCAUCCGGCCUCCGCGGGGGAUAAGAAAGUCGCUCGUCGUCCCUCCGUGAAUGCCUCCUCCAAAGCCACCGCCGUUGACCCCUCGGCCUCGAAGGAGACGGCAACCGGACACCCCGCUUGCGACAACCAACCACCCGCCCAGCAACGCCUCCAAUCCCGCAACGUGACCGAUUCUCCUACACACCAUGCUCCCGAUACGACCAAGUCUUUCCGGGAUGCUUCCUCGCCGGACCCUUCCAACCCCGUCCAGGUCCCGGGUCCUCGCGCCGCCGCGAGGCGUGAAGGCUAUUCAACCGUAGCGCCCUCGGCGCCCCCUCACAAUACCUACUACAGUGCAUCAGCGCAUCUACAACGUCCGCCACGCUUGCCGCUUCCCAUCGGCGAUGCUACUGCUACGCCCGGGUCGCCGAUUAUCGGACCUGAGGACUCAUCUUUGGGAUCGCCCCCAUCGGAUCGGGUGUUGGACGAGCAUUCGGGUCAGCGACACUCAAAAUCCGGCAGGGAUGCCAUUGACGAAGAAGAGAUACUGGAUGAACUUCAGCCGUAUACAAGCAGUGGAGUCGGCAAGCCGAUCCCGACCUUGAUCGAAUGGACUGCUCCGGGCGAGAAAGUUUAUGUGACAGGAACUUUUGUGAACUGGGAAAAGAAAUAUCGCCUGCAUCGAAGCGAGAACAACCCCAACAUCAUGUCCACCGUAUUAAACCUUCGUCCCGGAACGCAUCACCUGAAGUUCAUCGUCGAUGGCGAAAUGCGCGCGUCAGAUAGUCUUCCUACCGCUGUGGAUUUCACCAACCACUUAGUCAACUAUAUCGAGAUUAGCGCAGACGACGUUGGUCGCUCUCGACGGGAUAGCGAAAAGGCAUCCCAAGGCGCUUUUCCUCCCGGAGUCCGCCCGCCUCAAGACCUUCCGACUCCUGUUUCUGAUCAGGUUGGGUCCUCGGUAGACGAGCAGGAAGAACAACCGGAGGAGGUCCCAGCGGGAGAUUUCCGCGGUAUCAUCCCGCAAUUCCUGAUUGAUUUGGAUAGAGAAGACGAGAACCAAGAGAGCCCGGCAUAUCAGAAAGCUGUCAAUGUCUUUGGUGAUGCGCCUACGCCUCCUAGCCUGCCCCUCUUCUUAGGAAAGUCAAUCUUGAACGGGACAACUCCGAUGAAGGAUGACAGCAGCGUUCUGAAUUAUCCCAACCACACCGUCUUGAACCAUCUUGCCACCAGUAGCAUCAAGAACGGGGUCCUUGCUACCAGCGUGACUACCCGAUACAAACGAAAGGUAUUCUUUGGCAUUGCAUAUCCUGCCCUGGUCAGCGGCGACCAUUCCCGCUUGUUUCGGAAGCUGUGUUGA